GGCAAUUGCGCCCCAGCUGUGUGCGCCGUCUGUCUGGGGACCCAUGGCCACAAAUUCAUCAAAUGUGUCGCCGAACGCCUAUGGAACAACAAAUUUCUUGCCUCGUCAACGUGCUCUGGAAAGUCCUUGCUCGUACGGAACUCGUACAAAACACUUUGUGUCGAUUGGCAAAGAUCAUGUGGAUGCAGCAGUCGGCAUCAUGACGAACACCAUGUGUGCUCCGGGUGUCUUGCCACAUCACACGGAGCUCAGUCGUGCGCUCGCGCUCAGAAAACUUCACCCACUCACACCUUACAAUCAUCGGGAAUGGGAGCUUCAACUUCAUAA
Molecule: messenger RNA, 327 nt
Organism: Suillus fuscotomentosus
Lineage: Eukaryota; Fungi; Basidiomycota; Agaricomycetes; Boletales; Suillaceae
Exons: 1
Source: RefSeq, a predicted model, not a curated record